AUGAGUAUUCAUUUUUUUUAUAUUUUACAUUUAUAUGCUUAUGCUCGUUUAAGACAAUAAUGUGAAAUUUUGUGAGAUUUUUUUAAUACAAAACUGUUCAACAAAAUUGAUGAGGGCACUUGAAGGAAGUUGUCAUUAUGCAAAGGCAGUGUGAUGCAUGACUGAAGGCAAAUGACCUAAACUUUUAACUUAAGAAAACUACAGUCGGACCUCGAUAAGUCGAACUCAAAGGGACCCGAAAAAAAAUUCGACUUACGGAGUUUUCGAGUUAGGGACAAUGGAAUAAUAGGCGCAGGUAUUUGGCCGGGAACUAACAAUUCGAUAUAGGGAGGUUUUCGACUUAAAGAAAGUUGACUUAUUGUGGUCCGAUUGUAAUAAGAUAUACAUGGGUGUAACGAACAAACUGAGCCUUCAGUAAGUUUGUAGAUUUUAAAAAUAUAUUACAAAUUAGAAACAAAAUCAUAUGUAAAACACUCUGUUCUAAGAAAACUUAUUCAAUACCAAAUUUUUAAGAAUUCAUUGAUCCUGUGCAUCAUAGUAGCCAAACUUAGCCUGAACUACUGUACCUUUCUUAUGAACAUUUUACCUUUAUUUUUUUUUGGUGAUGGUUGUGUAGUCUGCAUGAGUAUGACUUCUGCUUUGAAACUAAACACAAUUCUUUGUUGUGGAUGUGGAAUUAAAUAUAACUUAGUUACCAUUUUAUGCUGAACUUCUUCAUAAUAUUUUACUAAAUAAUUACAUUAACUAUUUAAUCAUUUCAAAAGUUCAUUUUGUUUAAAUUUACACAGGGUAGUAUAUGCUGUGGUUGCGAUAGCUGCUGCUGCUCUUUCAUGUUUUGACGAGGUCACCAGUCAUUUUGCCCAAAACCAUAUCACCCAACCUCCAAAUCUUCCUUGCUAUGACUAUAAUUAUCAUCCCAAGUAAGACCGCAUUGUCCCAACACUGAAUGAUCUCACGCCCAAAAUACAAAUUGAUCAUCAAUGGCAAAAAUAGUUAUUAAUAUAAAACAUUGCCAACAGAACCAUACAUUGUUCGAACACUUUACAUAUUUCCAACAGCCAUGUGAACAAGUUCAUGCAGCCACCAAUUUACUUAACAAAGUUGGCCACUUGACAAUACACAUCCAAAGAACAUUUCACAAUGGUGCAUAACAUCAUUUUUUUCUUUAGAUAAUUUUUUUAAUUAAUGUUUUUGUCAUUUAUUUUUUAGUUUGAAUGUUCAUAUUAAAUGUAUUAAUUUUUUUGCCAUCUGUUUCAAUCUAUUUCUUUGUCUCUUUAUAAUUGUUAUUUGAUACAUUUGGUCUGUCUGAAGAUGUGCUAAUUAUUUUGAAUUUGUAUUUUAAAUGUUUUGCACAUUGAGUGUACUCCUCAUCUGAGAAGUAUCCUGUAUUAUGUUAUUAUGUUUCCACUUUAUUAUUUUUAUAAUAAUAACCAGAGAUGUUUGGGUAUUUAUUUAGCUUGCUUCGCAUCUUAAUUACUACAGUAAGAUUAUCUUAUUCAUUUUGGCCUUUUCUUUAUGUUUUUUAUUAGUCAUCAUUACUGUUGUUCAUCCUUCAUAUGUUGUCAAGCGCUAAAAGCAGGCUCAUUAGCAGAGCCAGCGCGGGCCCCGGAGCAGAUGACCUUUCGAUCUGUGCCCUUUGUAAUUGUAAAUUAUUGUCCCAGUAUAUUAUCAUAAUAUGCUUACAAUUCGAUUGUCAACAUUCAGAAAAGUAAUAUAGACUGCAAAAAUUAGGACAAGGGCACUAAGAUCUACAUCACCACUCGAACAUAGAGAUGUUUACACGCGAAUCGUUAGUAAAUGAAAAAUGAUGUCGGGCCUGCUCUUUAGCAGCGUGAAUAUGCACUAUACAAAUCUUGCAUUAUUAGUGUAACAACACUGCAGUUGGGUGUUAACCUCUUUCUAAAUAUUUUGAUGUUUAGUAUUCAGAAAUAAAUUAAGAAUUCACAUUCUUGCCUCCUCAGUAUCUUUUUUUGAUGGGGGUUGCAGGUUUGUAUAAGCAGCAAUUAAUAGGUGUGUUACGGUCAGAGGCCGUACGUCUAUCCCAAAAUUGUUCUGUCGCCUCCUCGAUUUCAAACUUCCACGCCACAUUUAUGGUGUCAUAAUCAAACAGAUUACCUAAGAUUCGUCAAAUAUUUGAUACUUGGUUUCUCACCCUUACAAACAAAAGCUGACACAUGUCAAUACAGUCUAACGCCGCAAUGACUGAAAGGUUACAAAAGAGUGGCUUCCCCUGAAAUCUACUUCCUGUGCACGCGGUCUUGUAAACAAACUUCGGCAUGUCUCGUCUAAUUGUCAAAAAUCUCCCUAAAGAGAUGAAAGAACAGACCCUGAGAGAUCUGUUUUCCCAAAAAGGAACUGUGACAGACUGCUCUCUUAAAUACACCAAGUCGGGGAUGUUCCGCAAAUUUGCCUUCAUUGGCUACAGCAGUGAUGAAGAAGCUAAAGCUGCUCAAUCAUAUUUCAAUAACACAUUUAUAAACAUCUCAAGAAUUCAGGUUGAAUUUGCCACAGAUCUUUGUGAUGGCAGCAAACCACGAGCAUGGAGCAAAUAUUCUAAAGAUAGUUCGGCUUUUGAGAAGAAACAUGGAGCUAAAACAGAAUCAUCAAAUGAAAAAGAAAAACAGAAGACAGAAAUUAAAAAAAAGAAAAAAGAUGAGAGAAUUGAAGCUCUUCUAGGAGAUUUGAAAGAUGAUCCAGAGUUUCAAGAAUUUCUGCAUGUCCACCAAAACAUUGCAAAAAAACAAACUUGGACUGAUGGCUAUGCAGACAGUAAACAAAGGCAAGAAGAAGAUGGUCAUGUCAGGGAAGAUAAUAGUGAUGAUGAAAGUGAUGACAGUGACCAAAAGAAUCUCAAGGAAGAAGAUGGUACAGAUAAGGAUGAAAAGAUGGAACCAGAUAGCUGUACGGUUAAAGAAUCCACCCAGGAAAAGAACAAGAAAAUGUCAGAUCUUGAGUACAUGAAAUCCAAGAUGGCUGAACUAUCCGAUGAGAGUGGGGCAGAAGGUGAGAAAGAAGACACAACAAAAGUUAAAAAAAAACAAAAGGCAGAUAAGUUGCAGAAUGUGGAGAAGGAAGAGAAAUAUGUUUUGAAAGUGAAAAAUUUACCUGCAAGUGUCAAAGAGAAAACAAUCCGGGAAUUCUUUCAACCCUUGACAGGUCUGAAAGUACGAAUUCCAAGAAAUAAAAAUAAAAACUCUAUUGGGAUUGCAUUUGUGGAGUUUAGUCAGGAGAAAGAUUUGGAGUCAGCAAUGGGAAAGAACAGGAACUUUAUUGGUGGGAAGAAAAUAUUCCUUAAAAGAACUACAGAAGAUGUUCCUGAUGAUGAUACUAAAGAACGUCCACCUCGACCUUGGGAGCUUAAGAAAGAAGAUGCUGGAGAGAUGGAAAGUAUUGCUGAGUCUGGGAAACUUUUCGUGCGCAACCUUGCCUAUGUGUGUACGCAGGAAGCUUUAGAAAAGCUGUUUAGUAAAUACGGACCAAUAACAGAAGUAGAUUUGCCAAUUGACUCAUUAACAAAGAAAAUCAAAGGAUUUGCCCAUGUCACCUACAUGCUUCCUGAGCAUGCAGUCAAAGCAUUUGCUGAGCUAGAUGGGACAGCUUUCAUGGGCAGGAUGCUUCAUAUUUUGCCUGGAAUCUCAGCACAAGAACGCUAUCAAUCUUCAGAACAGUCCUCCUACAAAAAGAAAAAAGACCAAGAGAUUAAAGCAAUGGCUAAGAGUUCUCACAACUGGAACACAUUAUUUUUGGGAGCAGAUGCUGUAGCAAGUGCUAUGGCCAAAAAGUAUGACAAAGAAAAAAGGGAAAUCCUUGAUGACACUACUGGGAAAGGCGAGCUGGCACUAAGUGUACGCAUGGCGCUGGGAGAAUCACAGCUGGUGGUAGAGACAAGAAACUUCUUGAUUGACAAUGGUGUUGUUUUAGACAGCUUUAGUCAGGCUGCAGGGGAGAGAAGCAAAACAGUUAUUCUGGCUAAAAAUUUACCUGCUGGCACCAAGGCUGAAGAGCUUACAGAGAUCUUUAGUAAAUUUGGUUCACUUGGUCGUGUUAUUCUACCACCAUCUGGUAUCACAGCAAUUAUUGAGUACAUUGAACCAUACGAAGCCAAACAGGGCUUCACAAAGCUGGCCUACACCAAGUUUCACCAUUUGCCACUGUAUCUGGAGUGGGCACCCACGAAUAUUUUUGCAAAGAAUUUGGAAAAGUCUUCAGCUGAUCAGGGUGAUGAGGUGGACACGAAGGAGGAGACACUAGAGGAGAAGAAGGCAGAUGUAGGAAAGAGCAAACCAGUGGACUCAGGGGUGGAUUCAGGAGAAGAUGAGGAGGAAGAAGCAGAACCUGGGGCAAACUUGUUUGUGAAAAACCUCAAUUUUAACACAGAAGAAUCUUCUGUAAAAGAGUUGUUCAGCCAGUGUGGAGAUAUUCUGCGAGUCACAAUUGCCAAGAAAAAGGAUAUGAAAAAUCCAGGUAAACUGCUGUCAAUGGGGUAUGGUUUUGUGGAGUUUAAGCAGAAGGCUUGUGCUGAAGAGGCCCUCAAAGUUCUGCAGCAUUGUCAGCUAGAUGGGCAUCAGCUGGAAUUGAAACUGUCCAACAGGGAGGCUUUGCAUCCUAAAGUUCCAGGGAGGAAGAACGCCAAGGAAAAGAAACAGACCAGUUCCAAAAUUUUGGUGCGGAAUAUACCUUUCCAGGCCAAACGUAAGGAAGUGGAAGAUCUGUUCAAGGUCUUUGGAGAACUCAAGUAUGUGCGACUUCCCAAGAAACUGAGUGGUACAGGUUCCCAUCGAGGUUUUGCCUUUGUUGACUUUCUCACUAAACAGGAUGCUAAGCGUGCAUUUGAUACCCUGUGCCAUUCAACACAUCUUUACGGGAGAAGGCUUGUGCUUGAAUGGGCAGAAACAGCUGAAACUGUGGAAGACCUGCGCCGUAAAACAUCACUUCAUUUCCAUGGAGGGGGUCCAUCUAAGAAGCUGAAGAAGUCAGCUUUGCUGGAUUCACUGGAAUGAACACUCAGGAGGUCACUAAAGGCAAGCUGCUAAUAUUUGGAGUCUUUGAAGACCAAAGAGACCGGAAAGGAUUUCUUAUUGUCACUGUCAGCUUAUUUGGAGUCGUCAGUGUAAGUGAAUCGCCUUCUACUGCAAUCCUUGUUUAUCUGUGAAUGACUCUAGGAUGGAUCAUGUACACAGUUCUGUGUGCUUUUAAAAAAUGAAGACGGACGAAAGAGAUAAAUCUUUCAAGGAAUUUUAAACUGCAGAAAGUGAUGAAGGAAUUGUGGAUUGCACUUGUAAAACAGAAGGCACAUUAGUGUGGAACUCCACUUUUCAUUAAGGACUGAAAUGGACUGGUUUGAAAUUUCAGCACUGAAUAAUGGACAUAAUAAUCCUUGGACAAAUGUACAAAUUACAGAUCAUUUUCUGGUUGCUAGGACAGUGUGAAAGUUGUCUGAAUGAUUGGUGAUGUCAUUAUAUUUCUAAAAUCUUGGCAUUUGAAAAACCAAAAUAACAAUUAUAGGAGUUAAAAGUGAACACUUGUCACAUCUGAGAGAAUAAACUUCUUGUUCUGAACA
This is a messenger RNA of Pomacea canaliculata, 5560 nucleotides long. Its product is annotated as probable RNA-binding protein 19. Lineage: Eukaryota; Metazoa; Mollusca; Gastropoda; Architaenioglossa; Ampullariidae. The record is from RefSeq and is a predicted model, not a curated record. The coding region runs from base 2277 to 5000 and encodes 907 amino acids. Gene Ontology annotation, molecular function: RNA binding. The transcript has 26 exons.